AUGUGCUCCCAAACGUUUCUUCCAGUGCUGUUCCUACUGUGGAGCGGAAGUGCAGGUCAAGUGCAAGUCCAGGCACAGUCUGGUUACAAUUAUGUGCGCCCAGAUCUGACCAAUACUGGCGGGGUUACGGCUGGUGGUCGCCUAGCCUCACCAGGCACAGCUCCCAUAGCCUAUCCCACCGCAGCUGCAGCGACAGGGCCAGAUUCACCAGCCACCACAGCUUAUGGGGCGGGCUUAUAUCCAUCCCCGGCGGUGGGCUAUACACCCAGCGGUCAGGCCACAACUGCAUUUGGAGCACCUGCUUCCAUACCAGUAGCAAGUACGAGUCGCAGACCGCAGCCUCCCCCGCCGGGCAUUUCUUCAGCGCCGCGUGGCGGACCCUAUGGACCGCAGCCCAGUCAAUAUGGGGCGAUAGCACGUAAUACUGGAACCACAACCGUUGGCGAACAACCCGACUAUUCCGACAAUGAGGGCGACUAUUCAGCCAUUCCCGGUGUGCCGGGUGUAGAUUAUCCCAUUUAUGCUCAAGUGCCACGAACCAAUUUCGAUUGCUCACAACAGGCUCUACCUGGAUAUUAUGCUGAUAUCGAAGCCCAGUGUCAGGUCUUUCAUAUCUGCGCUCUAAAUCGUACAUAUUCCUUCCUCUGCCCCAAUGGCACAGUAUUCAGUCAGGAGACACUGGUCUGCGUCUGGUGGAAUCAAUAUGAUUGUAUUUCGGCUCCAAAUCUGUAUGCCAACAAUGCAUAUAUCUAUGACUAUUCAGAACGGGCUACAGGUGGUCAAAACUACAGAUCUGGAGCUGCGGCAGUGACUGCCGCGCCAACAGGGUUUAUUGGAACACAACUUCCAACUGGCCGCAAUUCGUUUGCCUCUCCGACUCCCGCGGCCGUCCUACCAUCAUCCCAAUCUCCUUACGGUGCUGCAUCUGUGAUACGUCCUGGAGCUGCAAACAGGCUGACACCAUCAAAUGCUGCAGUUGGUCUAUUAGCUGCCACAGCCGCCGGUGUCCAACUGCCCAAUGAACAACAACAGCAACAACGCACAGUCGGAGGAUUUGUCCAGCAACCGCAACAGCAAUUGCAGCAAUCGGUCGUGCAGACUGGCAAUCGAGAGUAUCUGCCACCGGCCAAUGCUGGACAACGUCUUCGAGUAGGCGGCGGCACAACUUCAGCAUAAUCCAGAGAAUGAUAAUUGUUACCCGAUCCACUUUUGCAUCGUCCACGUUAGGAGCUCCAAACACACCGACACACACACAUACUCUUUUCCAGUAUUAGUUAGUAUAUAAUUUCAACCAAUUCUUCGUUUAUAUAAAUAUAUGUAUGUAUAAAACAU
Drosophila willistoni is the source of this 1332-nucleotide messenger RNA. RefSeq lists its product as uncharacterized. The record is from RefSeq and is a predicted model, not a curated record. Gene Ontology annotation, molecular function: chitin binding. Gene Ontology annotation, cellular component: extracellular region. NCBI's taxonomy places the organism in Eukaryota, Metazoa, Arthropoda, Insecta, Diptera, Drosophilidae. The coding region runs from base 1 to 1176 and encodes 391 amino acids. The transcript has 2 exons.